This is a messenger RNA of Moneuplotes crassus, 813 nucleotides long. The record is from the annotation of a GenBank genome assembly. Lineage: Eukaryota; Ciliophora; Spirotrichea; Euplotida; Euplotidae.
GAGUGAAGAUCUAAUCCAUUUCAUGUGCGAUCAGGCACUAGAUUCUGAAGAGGACUCUGAUAAGAGUCCUCAAAAUCUACAAAAACAUGGGAAGAGGGUGAAUGCCAACGAUGAAGAUCCCAUCAUAGCACAGCUACUAAAUCCUAGUGAUGACUUUGUUUUCCCUUUUAGAAGCGAAGAAAAAGAUCAUGCUGAUCUUUUGACAAAAGAUAAUGAACUUUUUGAAAACGAAUGGCUAGCAUCUCAGAAUGACUGUGGGGAUACCACUAAUCGUCAUAAAAUACCUCACAAUAAUUCAGAAGAAGGGUCUACUCAAAAUAGAUAUGACGGAAAGGGUCCACAAUUUUCCAGCAGAAGGCACGAUAAAGUUCGAAUUAAACUAGAGAAUAUAUUUUCUCAGUGAUCAGAAAGCCCAAAAGUGAGCAAAGUAUCUAAGAUGAAGAUUACAUCUAAGGAAUAUUCCUGUAAGAACAAGAGAAAUAAAGGGAAGAAGAAGCGUUUUGGUCAGGCUCAGAAACAGUCUAAUGAAGAAGUAAAGGAAAUAUCUCCCUCCCAAUACAAAUCAGAGUUCAAGUUAUCAAACCAAAGGCCAUAUGUGUUCAAAAGAACCCAGCGCCAAGGGAGAGACAGAAGAAAUCCGAUGUUUGGACCAGCGAAGCUACACAACAAUGUCCAGACAAAGCAUUUUAACGGUCAUCCGGGUAAGAAGAAGUACAACAACAGUUACCCGGAGAAGAACAGCUAUCAGGAAGGUGAGAGUACUCUCUUCUCAGGAUUCUCGUUUAAAAAUUAAAGGUCUCCACAGUCAGUGUU